UCUCUCUCAAAAAAUGUGGGAGAAGUAAAAGGGAGAAAUCAACCAAUCUUAUCAUCCAAAAUAAAUUUACAUCAACAAUUUAACUAAUUAAAAUGGAUCAAAUUAUGGGCAAGGUUGGAACCUAUUGGUUUAGUAACAGCAAAGCCGGCCAAGAUUUGGGUUCCGUCAGCAAGGAUAUCAAUAAUGUUCCGAAAAAUAUUAAAGGAGGAGCAAAGAAAUUGGUCACUUCAGUAACAGAAAAAAAACAAAAACCACUGGGUGAACUGCUGCAGGAAUUUGACUUACCACCUGGUAUUUUUCCUCGUGACGUCAAAAAAUACGAGUUUGAUGAAGAAACAAAAAAGCUAACAGUGUCGGUACCAACAAUAUGUGAAGUGAGUUACAGAGACUCAUCUAUAUUAAGGUUUUCAACAAGUGUGACAUGCCAUAUUGAGAAAGGAAAACUGAACGACAUAGAAGGGUUGAAAACAAAAGUGAUGAUAUGGGUAAAAGUAACAUCCAUUGUUGGUGAAGAUUCGAAGUUGCAUUUCGCAGCAGGCUUGAGGAAGACCAGGGAAAGAAAAGUCUAUCAGGUUAUUAGAGACGGAGUACCCGUAGAUAAGUUCUAA
Erigeron canadensis is the source of this 608-nucleotide messenger RNA. RefSeq lists its product as uncharacterized. Bases 93 to 608 code for a protein of 171 amino acids. Lineage: Eukaryota; Viridiplantae; Streptophyta; Magnoliopsida; Asterales; Asteraceae. The record is from RefSeq and is a predicted model, not a curated record. The transcript has 3 exons.